AUGACCAAAGUCCAUGUGAUUCCACGAAAUAAUGGAUCUCGGCCUUGCCCACUGAUCCCGCCAUAUGUAAAAGGUCCAGUCAAGGUCCAGUUACCAAAGUCCCUCAGACUGGAAGAUGUGAUACAGAAGAACCCUAAAUUGACCCAAGGAGGCCGCUACGAUCUCCCCGACUGUAUCUCCAGAAACAAAACCGCCAUCAUCAUCCCUUACCGGAACAGAGAGGAGCACCUUAAAUAUCUCUUGUACAACUUACAUCCGUUCCUGCAGCGCCAACAGCUGAACUACGGCAUCUACGUCAUCCACCAGGCAGGCGACUUCCUUUUUAACCGUGCUAAACUCAUGAAUGUUGGCUUUAAAGAAGCCAUGAAGGACGAGGCCUGGGACUGCUUGUUCUUCCAUGACGUGGACCUCAUCCCCGAAGAUGACCGCAACCUGUACACCUGCGACAAGUUUCCCAAACAUGCUUCUGUUGCCAUAGACAAGUUUAAUUACCGUCUGCCCUACAGGGACUGCUUUGGGGGUGUCUCUGCCUUGACCCUGAGCAGUAUGAACAAUUGA
This is a messenger RNA of Staurois parvus, 558 nucleotides long. The record is from the annotation of a GenBank genome assembly. Lineage: Eukaryota; Metazoa; Chordata; Amphibia; Anura; Ranidae.